Molecule: messenger RNA, 3215 nt
Organism: Oncorhynchus masou masou (cherry salmon)
Lineage: Eukaryota; Metazoa; Chordata; Actinopteri; Salmoniformes; Salmonidae
Product: WD repeat-containing protein 47-like
Exons: 19
Coding region: 186-2966 (926 amino acids)
Molecular function (GO): protein binding
Source: RefSeq, a predicted model, not a curated record
AGGCGACUACCAGCAGCAGAAAUCGAUCCGAGAAGACAACAGAAAGGGAGAGACAAACAACAAAAGAGACUGACGAACAAAACGAAGAAGAAUCGCUCGGACAGCUACGAUUUUUAACAACAGAAACAAAUCUAAGGAGCGUGUCUUUUCAGCCCAUGUAUUUUUAGACCAAGCCUGUCGUCACCAUGACAGCGGAGGAGAUCAUCAAUGUGAAGGAGGUGGAGAUCAUCAAGGUGAUCCUAGACUUCCUCAACUCCAGGAAGCUCCACAUUAGCAUGCUGGCCCUGGAGAAGGAGAGUGGAGUCAUCAACGGACUCUACUCUGACGACAUGCUCUUCCUCAGGCAACUGGUGCUAGAUGGGCAGUGGGACGAGGUGCUUCAGUUUAUUCAGCCACUGGAGUGCAUGGACAAGUUUGACAGGAAAAGGUUCCGUUACAUCGUCCUGAAGCAGAAGUUUCUAGAGGCCCUGUGUGUGAACAACGCUAUGUCUGCUGAGGACGAGCCACAGCAUUUGGAGUUCACCAUGCAGGAGUCGGUGAAGUGUCUUCAUGCCCUGGAGGAGUUCUGUCCAUCUAAAGAUGACUACAGCAAACUAUGUCUGCUCCUCACUCUGCCUCGUCUCACCAACCACGCUGAGUUCAAGGACUGGAACCCCAGCACGGCACGGGUGCACUGUUUUGAGGAGGCAUGCACCAUGGUGGCAGAGUUCAUCCCUGCAGACAGGAAGCUGAGUGAGGCGGGGUUCACUGCCUCAGGGAACCGCCUCUUCCAGCUCCUCAUUAAAGGAGUUCUGUAUGAGUGCUGCGUAGAGUUCUGUCAGAGCAAGGCGACAGGCGAGGAGAUCACGGAGGGCGAGGUGCUCCUAGGGGUGGACAUGCUGUGUGGGAACGGCUGUGACGACCUGGACCUGUCCUUACUGUCCUGGAUGCAGAACCUGUCCCACAGUGUCUUUUCCUGUGCCUUCGAGCAGAAGUUGCUUCAGAUCCAUGUGGACCGCCUGGCCAAGCCUGCCAAGGCCAGCUAUGCAGACCUCCUCACCCCUCUCAUCAGCAAACUAUCCCCCUACCCCUCCUCGCCCCUCCGCCGCCCCCAGUCCGCAGACACCUACAUGUCCCGGUCUCUGAACCCGGCCCUGGAUGGCCUGUCAUAUGGGCUGUCUGGCCAGGAGAAGAGGGGCCCAGGGGGGGACACGGCAGGGAGGAAGGGGAUGUCCCCCAUGUCUCAUUCCUUCGCUAACUUCCACACGGGGGGUCAGAGUCUGAGCAGGAGUCUGAUGCUGGACAGCUAUGACUGCCACAGCAUCUUUGAGGAGUCUCCUGAGAGCUCCAGGACGGACACGCCCGUGGAUAAGAUGAUGAGUUCAGGAACCCUGCGCCCCGACUCCGCCCCUGGAGAGGACGCCCCGUCACCAGGCUCUGCAGAGAGGAACGAGUUGCGUGACUCGACAGAGAAGUUUGAAGAGUUCUACCGCCAGCGUUUGAGGGUCCAGCAGCACCUGGAACAGAAGCAGCAGCAGAGACAACUCUACCAGCAGAUGCUGCUGGAGGGAGGGGUACAACACAGUGACCAGCCAGCCCCCGGGACAGACGCCAUGCAGCACAGCCUCACGGAGAAGUUCCUCAACAGGUCUAUUCAGAAGCUGGAGGAGUUGAAUUUAGGGAUGGAGAGUCUAGGGGAGGAGGUCCAGUCUCUGUCCCAGCAGUGUAACGGCACGGGCCCGACCAACGAGAACAACAACAAUGGUGACCCUGCAGGCCUGACCCCUGACCCCACUGUGACGCUGACCCCCGAGCAGGGCCGCCCUCAGGGAGGAGGGGUGGUCAGCAGCACCCCACAACGCACCGCAGGGGGACGGGAGGUGCCCCCACCUAAUGAAUCCCCCGUGGUCUCCCAGAGUCCCCAGAAAGUAGCUGGACAGACCUCUGGAUUAGAUGACUCGCCAGGAGCCCUCACCCGGAGUAAAGAGGUAGACAAAGCAGCCCCCCUGUUUGUAGCUGUGAAUACCCUGGAAGACACUCAGGCAGUGCGCGCUGUAGCCUUCCACCCCACGGGAGCGCUAUACGCCGUGGGCUCCAACUCUAAGACGCUACGCGUGUGUGCCUACCCAAACACACCACUGGACACCAGUGGGGUUUCUGGUAUGACCAAGCAGCCGGAGGUUCGCUUUAAGAGGAAUAAGCACCAUAAGGGUUCUAUCUACUGUGUGGCCUGGAGUCACUGUGGACAGCUGCUAGCCACUGGCUCCAACGACAAAUAUGUCAAAGUCCUGCCCUUCAGCUCAGAGACCUGCAACGCCACAGGUCCAGACCUGGAGUUCAGUAUGCACGACGGUACCAUCCGAGACCUGGCGUUCAUGGAGGGACCAGAAAGUGGAGGGGCCAUUCUGAUCAGCGCCGGAGCUGGAGACUGUAACAUCUACACCACUGACUGUCAGAGAGGACAGGGCUUACACGCUCUCAGUGGACACACAGGUCAUAUCCUGUCUCUGUAUACGUGGGGAGGGUGGAUGAUAGCGUCAGGCUCUCAGGACAAGACUGUGAGGUUCUGGGACCUGAGAGUACCAAGCUGCGUUAGAGUGGUGGGCACUGCCUUUCAUGGAUCAGGCAGUCCUGUUGCCUCGGUAGCGGUGGACCCUAGCGGUCGUCUCCUAGCGACGGGCCAGGAGGACAGCGGCUGUAUGCUUUAUGACAUCAGAGGGGGACGCAUGGUGCAGACAUACCGGCCCCACUCCAGUGAUGUGCGCUCCGUUAGGUUCUCCCCCGGGGCACAUUACCUGCUCACUGGUUCCUACGACACCAAGGUCAUGAUCAGCAACCUGCAAGGUGACUUGACGAAGCCGUUGCCCCUGACUCUGGUAGGGGAGCACGGUGACAAGGUGAUUCAGUGCAGGUGGCACACACACGACCUGUCCUUCCUCUCCUCCUCUGCUGACCGUACCGUCACACUCUGGACACACAACCCCUAACACACACGACCGGUCCUUCCUCUCCUGACCGUACCGUCACACAACCCCUAACACACACACGACCUGUCCUUCCUCUCCUCCUCUGCUGACCGUACCGUCACACUCUGGACACACAACCCCUAACACACACGUCCGGUCCUUCGACCGUACCGUCACACUCUGGACACACAACCCCUAACACACACGACCGGUCCUUCCUCUCCUGACCGUACCGUCACACUCUGGACACACAACCCCUAACACACACAC